CCCUGGGCCUCUCCUGCUCCAGGUGGCCACCAUGCCGGGGCUGGUGGAUGAGGCAGGGGCCGAGAGCUGGAGCCAGGCCCCCCCACUGUAUGAGGAAUACCGCCCGCCCCCACUGGAUGCCAUCCGCCUGCCCAGGUAUGUGCUGUACCUGCUGCUGGCUGCGCUCCUGGUGGUGGCUGUGGCCUAUGCCAUUGUCGGGCAUCUCAUCAAGGACCUCGCCCACGACCUGGCCGGGGCUGGGCAGGGCCUCGCCCAGCCAAAGAGGACCGGGCUCGUCCGGACUGCGCACUCCCGCUGCCGGCUCCUCCACGCCAUGGAGGCCCUGAAGACCCUUCUGGUGAUCAGCGCCCUGCUCCUCUUGCCCGCUGAAGCCCAGCAGGCCACCGAGGGUCACCUGCAACCGUGGCUGCGGGGCCUGGCUGCCGUUGUGGGGUUCCUGUUCAUAGUGUUCGUCCUCUUGCUCGUCAACCGCAUCUGGUGUACCAAAAGGAGAGCUGAGGACGAUGAAUCCAUGUUCAUCAUGGAGACCAGAACAUACCAGAACACAGACCUGAGUAAAGAAGGCAAGAGAGAGAAGGAGAAAAGGGCCAAGAAGGAAGGAGAGAGCAACUUGGGGCUGGAACUGGAGGAGUCCCAACACCAGGCGAAAGCCACGAUCACCCCCAUGUGAAGAUUUCCUGCCCACCUCCUCCAGGCAGACCUCCAGAGAUGCCUCUGUAACAGGUGACCUGGACCUGAAACGACUGAAAUAACUACAGGAAUACAGACCCCGAAUGAAGAGGCUUGGGACCUGCCUCCCCCCACCCCCCAAGAGGGCUCUUUGCCCCUUCCAUGGUCUCCAUGCACCUCCUUUCCGAUUUGUCCUAUGUGGUGAUUCUUACUGACGCGUGAUGAAGAAAUCCCCUACUUCCCACAACCUCGUGGCUCCCCCGCUCCCACCCACUGUCUGGUUUCUUUUCCCUCUGCCUGAUAGUUCUUGGUUAGAACCUCCCCCGCUCAGGAUCAAUAUGGGCCAGGACUGCCUCUUGAGAACCUGCAUUAAAUAAUUGAUCAGAGCCCAGCCAGUGUGCUCAGUGGUUAACGUCGAUUAACUGAGAGGUUAGGGU
Myotis davidii is the source of this 1106-nucleotide messenger RNA. It is a transcript of the gene SMIM24, whose product is annotated as small integral membrane protein 24. The coding region runs from base 32 to 670 and encodes 212 amino acids. The transcript has 5 exons. Lineage: Eukaryota; Metazoa; Chordata; Mammalia; Chiroptera; Vespertilionidae. The record is from RefSeq and is a predicted model, not a curated record.